This is a messenger RNA of Epithele typhae, 7017 nucleotides long. Its product is annotated as glycoside hydrolase family 13 and glycosyltransferase family 5 protein. NCBI's taxonomy places the organism in Eukaryota, Fungi, Basidiomycota, Agaricomycetes, Polyporales, Epitheliaceae. The record is from RefSeq and is a predicted model, not a curated record. Gene Ontology annotation, molecular function: alpha-1,3-glucan synthase activity. Gene Ontology annotation, cellular component: fungal-type cell wall. Bases 1 to 7017 code for a protein of 2338 amino acids. The transcript is spliced from 12 exons. Gene Ontology annotation, biological process: fungal-type cell wall (1->3)-alpha-glucan biosynthetic process.
AUGUGGCUGAGGACAGCGCUCCUCUCUCUCCUCACCUGCGCCCACUUCGGCGCAGCGUCUCCCUACCGGAGCGACCUUGUCGAUUACAACCUCAACGUAAAUCAAAAUGCCGCCUCCCCGCUCGAGUACUCGACCAACAAGCUCAGCAGCUACACCAAGUCCCCCAGCAACUGGCGCGCCAUCCCAUUCUACACCAUCCUUACGGAUAAAUUCGCAGAUGGCGAUCCCUCCAACAACGACUACUUCGGUACCAUUUUCGAGUGGGAUUGGAGAGAGACGCAGUUGCGCUCAGGUGGUGAUCUUAAGGGUCUCGUUGGCAAGUUGGACUACCUCUACGGAAUGGGUAUCAGAGGCAUCUUCAUCUCCGGCACUCCUUGGAUCAACAUGCCCUGGCAGGCAGACAGCUACUCUCCCCUCGAUUUCUCCGUCCUCGAUCCUCACUGGGGCACCCUCGCCGAUUGGCAGGCCACGAUCAAACAGAUUCAUGACCAUGGCAUGUAUAUGAUGGCCGACUUCACUGUCGGAACUAUGGCGGACCUCAUUGGCUUCGAUGGGUACCUAAAUACGUCUGCCCCUUGGACGCUUGAUGAACACGGUGUCGUUUGGAAGAACCCGGAGUACGCGCCGUGGAACUUCUCCACAUACAAGGAUUUCGAGUUCGGCAACACCCGCAACAAGUCCUGCGUACUCCCUGUUUUCUGGGACGAAGACGGCACCAUCUACGACUCUGGUUACACUAACGGAUGCCUGGAUUCUGAUUUCGACCAAUACGGAGAUAUGGAAGCUUUCGGUGUCCACCCAGACUGGCAACGUCAGCUCGCGAAGUUCGCGUCCGUACAAGAUCGUCUGCGAGAGUGGGACUCCGACGUCAUGGCUCGGAUCGCCACAUUCUCCUGCAUGGCCCUCCAAGCUCUUGACUUCGAUGCCAUCCGUGUCGAUAAGUCGACCCAGGUCACCGUUGACGCCAUGGCGACAUGGGCUACUGCCACUCGCAAAUGUGCCUCUGAUCUUGGCAAGACCAACUUCUACAUCACGGGUGAAGUUACGGGUGGUGACACUUUUGGGUCUUUGUACUAUGGACGCGGUCGGACUCCGACGCAAAGGCCAGUCGGUGCCGAAGCUGCCAUGAACAUUACCAAUUCCGACAACCAGUACUUCCUCCGUGACGCUCCGAACAACGGGCUUGACGCCGUGGCCUUCCACUACACGACGUACCGUUCGAUCGCCCGUUACCUUGGCAUGGACGGUAACUUGCAAGUUGCGUAUGAUACCAGGGAGGGUUUCGCCGACCAGUGGGCCGACAUGGUGACUAACAACGACAUGGUCAACCCUAACACUGGUGCUUUCGACCCGAAACACAUGUUCGGUACCAGUAACUUCGAUGUCUUCCGUUGGCCCAGCUUGCAGAAUGGUACUCAACGUAGCGUGUGGGCUACCUUUAUUACUAACCUCGUCAUGCCCGGUGUUCCCCUGUACUUCUACGGAGAGGAGCAGAACUUUUACCUCUUCGACACCACUGCGGACAACUAUCUUUACGGACGUCAGGCCAUGUUUUCGAACAAAGCGUGGCAACGUCACGGUUGCUACUCGCUGGGUUCCGAGCAGUACUACAGCAUGCCGCUUUCCAAGUCUGUGCUUGGCUGCCAGGACGACUGGAAUGCUCUCGAUCACUUCGACCCCACCACCGACAGCCGUCGCAUCUUCGCCCAUUUCCUUGCUCUUCGGAACCAUUUCAGUGUUCUCCAAGACGGUUUCGAGCUCACUCAGCUUCAGAACCUCACCUACGAUAUUUACCGUCCUGGAUCCGACGGCGCUUCGUCGACGAUUGGUCUGUGGUCUGUCUCGCGUGGUGCUUCGUCUACGCAAACCCUUACGGGCAGCAACAACGACGUCUGGUUCCUCUGGACUAACGUAAACCAGACGGCUUCAUGGAACCCUUCUUGCACCAAGGCCAAUCACAUCGCUGCCCCCUUCAAGAGCAAUACCCAAGUUCGAAACCUCUUCUACCCCUACGAGAACGUUACUCUGUCUGCCAGCAACGAUGAUAACGGCUGCCUCGCGUCGCUCACAAUGGAUCCCUUUAGCUUCAAGGCCUAUGUUCCUGUCGAGGAUUGGAUUGCUCCACCCCCCAUGCUCACCUCUUUCACUCCUGGGCACGAUGCGCGCAGCCAAGCCGAGAGCGGGGACGCGAAUGCGACGACGCUUGAUGUUGUUCUCUACUACAAUACGCCAAUGGACUGCAACUCCGUCACGAGUGGAAUCACUCUCACCUUCACUGGCAAUGGAAACGCCCCUUCCUUCGGCACCGCCGACUGUUUGACCAUCACUGAUGCUCCCGCCCCCAAGAUUUCUGGUGCUUCCGUCACACAAUGGCGUUGGUCCAACACGCUCACGAAUUUCAACGACGGAAUCCUCGAGAUCCAAAUCAAGAACGUGGUCUCCCAGACCGGCGUGUCCACGAACGUGACUGAUCAUCUCCUUGUGCGCAAGGGUUCCUCGAAGAACGUGAUGGUGUUCCCCGAUUCAGAUUACGACUCCGACGCGUUCAGCGUCUCCGGUGGCACCUACACUUUCAAGCACUCUGCAUGGGGCGCCGACAAGUUCCGCUACUCUGCGAACUUCGGUCAGAACUGGACGGACUGGGCGGCGUAUGAACAAACGACCACCCUCAACGCCACGAUGUUCGAGGACGACGAUAACUUCUGGGAUGGGCAUCACAUCAUGGUGCAGUACUGGUCCGACCUCGCGAAGUCUGCUAGCACCAUGGUUCACGCAGACAGCGGUGUCUCUAUGCCCCGUCGCGUACCCCAGCUCCUGGCUCGCGGCCCGUUCAACGAGUGGGGCUUCGACAAGGGCAUCCCCUCCAAGAUGGAGCAGCGUUCGAAGGAUAACAAGUGGGAGCUCGAGAUCAUGGCGAGCUGGCCGACCUACAUGCAGAUCAACGUCUUCGGUUUCGACAACUACUACUAUGGUGAUCUCGAUUACGACGGUGUUCUCGAUCGUCUUCCGCCCAACACGGCCGCGCCGAACUACCUCAACAUCUCCGCGCCCCCAAAGCCUCAUCUUGCUUGGGCCCUCGUCAUCGACGACACGACAAUGACUUGGACCCUCGAGCCACGCGGCGAAUCCCUCAUCGGCGCGUUGACGUACGCUCUCCUCCUCGCCAUCCCCUUGAUCACCGGUGCCUUGGCCGUCGUCAUCUUCAUGUGGUCGUUCUACGGUAUCAAGUACAACAAGUGGGGUGUCAAGCCGAACAAGGAGAGCAGCUACUUCCCUAUCCUGGGUGCCCUCGGCAAGCAUAGGGACGACAAGAAGGAGCACACCCCCAUCUCCGAGAAAGUUUUCGGCCACCAUCACAAGAACCACGAGCUCAUCGGUUGGCCGGAGGUCAAGGACAAACGUCGUACUGUCUUGAUCUCCACCCUUGAGUACGAAAUCAUCGACUGGAAGCUCAAGGUCAAAAUUGGCGGUCUUGGUGUCAUGUCGUCUCUCAUGGGCAAGGCUAUGACGGACGUCGACCUUAUCUGGGUUGUGCCCAAGGUCAAGGAUCUCGAGUACCCUCCUGGCGACCCCACCGAUCCUAUCGAGGUCACCAUCUUCGGCGAGCCGUAUCUCAUCGAGGUCGAGUACCACGUCCUGGACAACAUUACCUACGUCCUCCUCGAUUCGCCAGUGUUCCGUGCACAGACAAAAGCUGACCCGUACCCCGCCCGCAUGGACGAUCUGUCCUCCGCCAUCUUCUACUCGACUUGGAAUCAGGCCAUUGCCGCAACGGUCCGCCGCUUCCCGCACAUCGACAUCUACCACGUGAAUGACUACCACGGCGCGCUCGCCCCGAUCUACCUCCUCCCUAAGGUUAUUCCCGUCUGUCUCUCGCUCCACAACGCCGAGUUCCAGGGUCUGUGGCCGCUCCGCACCAAGGAGGAGAUGAAGGAGGUUUGCUCAGCGUUCAACAUCAGCAAGGAGCACUGUACAAAAUACGUCCAGUUCGGCAACACAUUCAACCUGCUCCACGCCGCCGCGUCAUUCAUCUCUGUUCACCAGAAGUCCAUCGGUGUCGCCGGUGUGUCGGACAAAUACGGCAAGCGGUCAUGGGCACGGUACCCCGCCCUGUGGACGCUCAAACACGUCGACUCGUUGCCGAACCCCGACCCGACAGAUAUCGCCGCUCUGGACGAGAACCCCGUUUCAGUCCGUGACAUCCAGAUCGACCAAGUGGCCGAGGCCGAGCGUCCGGAGCACAAGCGUCAGGCGCAGGAGUGGGCUGGUAUCAAGCAGGACCCGAACGCUGACUUGUUCGUAUUCGUCGGCCGUUGGUCUAAGCAGAAGGGUGUCGAUUUGAUCGCAGACGUCAUGCCCUCACUUCUCGAGAAGCGUCCGUCUAUCCAACUUAUCACCGUCGGCCCCGUCAUCGAUCUCUUCGGCCGUUUCGCCGCGGAGAAGCUCGCCCGGCUCAUGGAGAUGUACCCCGACCGUGUGUACUCUAAACCCGAGUUCACGGCACUGCCCCCGUACCUCUUCAGCGGUGCCGACUUUGCGCUCAUUCCGUCGCGUGACGAGCCGUUCGGUCUCGUUGCCGUCGAGUUCGGUCGUAAGGGUGCUCUCGGUGUUGGUUCGCGACUUGGUGGUCUCGGACUUAUGCCCGGUUGGUGGUUCCCCGUCGAGUCUACAUCCACGGAGCACAUGAUGUCUCAGCUCACGAAGACGGUCAAGAUGGCGCUCAAGUCCACGGAGGAAGAGCGUGCCAUGCUCCGUGCUCGGUCUGCGGUCCAGCGUUUCCCUGUCGUCGAGUGGCGUCAGCGCAUGGAGGACUUCCAUAAGCGGUCCAUCAAUACGUCCCGGGGUAUUGCUGCUUCCAACGCCUGGAGGCCUUCGGACGCCAACUACACGCCCUCGGUCCAUCACAUGCAGGAGCCUUCCAGCUGGGAGCCUGAGUACCAGGCCUACCCUUCGCAGCCCGACUGGGACGCCCGUAGCCUCGCGGAAGCCGGCAGCCCUCGCACGAGCCACAUCCCCGGAUCUCCUGGCCAAUGGACUCCCGACCCGAUGACCCCCGGUACGCCUCACGACCCGCACCUCGCCGCACCUCGUCUCCUCGACAGCCGCCGUGGUUCCUUCAGCACGGACGUCUCGGAUAACGAUCGCGACUACUUCUCGGCCAACCCGCAUAGCCCCGGUGAACAGCGUCAGGACUACGGCAACUUUUUGGAGCGCGCGAACAAAACCAUCGGCCGCGACCAACGCCAUGUGCCCGAUCCGUUCUUGGACGCGUCGCCCGGUCCCUCGCGGCCGUUCGGUGCCCACUCGCGUGUGUCGUCGGUCGAGUCGAUCUCGUCCAUUGUCGAUGAGAAGCAGAACUCCCCGCUCAACAAGGCCAUUGCUUCGUUCACGGAUUCCGACGGCGGUGUCGCUACCGACUUCGUUCAAAGGCUGCAGAUGCUCAACGCCCACAACUCUAAGCACGAGCUCUCCAUCGAGAAGUUCCUCAUGAAGAGCGAGGAGGCAUUCUUCGACAAGGUCAAGAAGGACAAGCUUUCCAGCGCCGCUAGCAUCCGCUCCUCCCAGCGCGACUCAGUGUGGGGCACGCCCGCGCCUUCCACUUUCGAUCACUCGCGUCCGUCAUCGCCCUCGGGCCACUCGUUUGCACCCAGUGUGAACGGCGACUACAGCGGUCCACUUCCGAACGGCAACGACGCGGUGGUUAUGACUCGCCUCCAGAUCGCUCUCGCCCGCGAAGUCGGUGGCUGGCCACUCUACACCAUCAUCAUCGCGACCGGCCAGAUGCUUGCCGCAACCAGCUUCCAGAUCACGCUGCUUUCCGGCUCUGAGUCGCAAACGAGCAUCCAGCUCUACGUCCUCGGCGGUGUCUUCCUCGCAUCCUCGAUCGUCUGGUACUUCCUGUUCCGCGUCAAGCCCUCCGUAUGGGUGCUCUCCGCUCCGUGGUUGUUCUACGGUAUUGCUUUCCUCCUCAUCGGUCUGCCGUCAGUCACCAAGGGCCUCAACUCGACGCACGACGCGCUGUCGAGCGCUGCGACGUGGUCAUACGCCAUCGCGUCCGCCGCCGCCUUCGCCUUCUUCGGUCUCAACUUCGGUGAAGAGGCUGGUGCGGCAACGGAGGUCUGGAUGUUGCGUGCGUGCAUCGUUCAGGGUUCGCAGCAGAUUUGGGUUGCCGCGCUCUGGUACUGGGGCUACAGGCUCGACACCAACGGCUCCUCAGCCGCGGGCCCGUGGUGGAUUGUGCUCGUCGUCUGGCCACUGGCUGCGAUGUCCUUCCUGUUCUGCUACCUCAUGCUUUACGGUCUUCCUGACUACUACCGCCAGACGCCGCCCAAGGUACCCAAUUUCCUCAGGACGCUCUUCCGCCGGAAGAUCGUGCUUUGGUUCCUUGGCUCCGAGAUUCUCCGUGACUACUGGCUCAGCGGACCUUACGGACGGAAUUGGAGUUUCCUCUGGAACGUCGACAUCCCGAAGUGGCAGAUCGCGUGCCUCGUCGUCGCGUUCUUCAUCGUCGUUUGGGGUCUCAUGAUGGGCAUCCUCACCUGGCUCUCCAAGACGCACACCUGGCUUUUGCCCGUUUUCGCCGUCGGCCUCGGCGCGCCUAGAUGGUGCCAGAUGCUCUGGGGCACGUCCUCGCUCGCCCUAUACAUCCCCUGGGCGGGCCAUGCCGGGCCCUACCUCGGCGUCUGCCUCUGGUUGUGGCUCGGUGUGCUCGACGCCAUCCAGGGUGUCGGCUUGGGUCUCAUCCUACUCCAGACGCUCUCCCGCCUGCACGUGUGCGCAACGCUCGCGUUCUCACAGGUCAUCGGCUCCAUCUGCGUUAUGGUCGCGCGCGCGACCGCGCCGAACAGGAUAGGGCCCGAGAGCGUCUUCCCUGACGCGGCACAGUGGGACUUCGAGGACGGCCUGACGGGAAGCCCGUUGGCAUCCGCGCCGUUCUGGAUCGCGCUCGCCUGCCAAAUCAUCAUCGUCAUCGGCUACUUCUGGUUCUACCGCAAGGAGCAGCUCGCGCGGCCAUGA